AUGAAUAGACAGAUACAAGAACCCGACAACAAUGAUUACGUAGCUUUUUUGCAUGAUGCUAACAAAAGCAAUAAAUAUCUUGAAGAAAAUUUCGGAAAGUUACCAGAAGAAUACCAGCAAUUAGUAAAAUCUAUUGGAGACAGGGGCUUAGGACCAUCAUAUAACGGUUUCCAACUUCUUUCAAUAGCUGUCUGGCUAAGAAAAGAACAACAAUAUACGGCAAUUGAUUAUUGGCAAGGAACAAGUAACCUUUCUAUAUAUUACAAAAGUAACGCUCUAAACGAAUUAAUCAAGAAAAGAGACCAAUUACAAGCUCAAAUACAAGAACCCGACAACAAUGAUUACGUAGCUUUUUGGCAUGAUGUUAACAAGAGAGAUAAAUAUCUAGAAGAAAAUUUUGGAAAGUUACCAGUGGAAUACAAACAAUUAGUAAGAAAUAUUGGAGACAGAAACCUAGGACCAUCAUAUGACGGUUUCCAACUUCUUUCAUUAGCUGUUUGGCUAAGAAAAGAACAACAAUAUACGGCAAUUGAUUAUUGGCAAGGAACAAGUAACCUUUAUUCAUAUUACAAUAGUAAUGUUCUAAACGAAUUAAUUAAGAAAAGAGACCAAUUACAAACUAAAGACCCUCAGGCACCAAUUAUUAAGACUAAUGACUUUCAUUAUGUCAAAUUAGUUAUUAACAAUAUUUCGCAAGGGGAUUUAUAUUUGUGUGAAUACAGAAGCCCUGAUUUAAGUAUUAUUCAACCAACUAUCAUAAAGAAUACUUCUGCAACAUAUAUUUGCAAAUCUGAAACAUUUCGUCGUUUAAGUGCUCCAAUGAAAUUCUGGAGCGCCAAAGAUCUAUAUACCACUUCAUGGUCUGCAAGCGCCUUCUGCAUAUCCAUUAAUAACGAUGAUCAAUCUAGAUUAUUAGUAUACGAAUGUGCAAAAAAUGAUUCUUUAGAUGAUCUUACGAAUAAAAAAGUGGGUAAAGAAAUAUUGAAUUUAACAAAUGGUACUACUUAUAACGGUUUCUUUAAUUCUUGGAUUUAUGCUAGUGUUACAGCUGAUAGUGGAAGGAAUGUAGAAAUUAACAUACAAAUAGGAGGCAAUCCAUUUUCAUUCUAA
This is a messenger RNA of Cetraspora pellucida, 1110 nucleotides long. The record is from the annotation of a GenBank genome assembly. NCBI's taxonomy places the organism in Eukaryota, Fungi, Glomeromycota, Glomeromycetes, Diversisporales, Gigasporaceae.